Messenger RNA from Ictalurus punctatus (channel catfish), 1296 nucleotides. RefSeq names its product phosphoribosyl transferase domain containing 1b (gene prtfdc1b). The record is from RefSeq and is marked provisional. Lineage: Eukaryota; Metazoa; Chordata; Actinopteri; Siluriformes; Ictaluridae. Gene Ontology annotation, molecular function: magnesium ion binding; hypoxanthine phosphoribosyltransferase activity. Gene Ontology annotation, biological process: hypoxanthine metabolic process; guanine salvage; purine ribonucleoside salvage.
GAAGCUUUGUGUUCUCUUCUUCUUCUUCUUCUCUUCUGUGAUGUGAAAAAGCUGAAGAUCUGCAGCAUGGCACAGCUGAAAGAGAAAACACCGACUCACAGAGGCGUCGUGAUCCCAGACGAUUGGCCGGGGUACCGUCUGGAUCUGUUCACCUAUCCGGCGCAUUACAGUGGGGAUCUGGACUGCGUCUACAUUCCACAUGGAGUCAUCAUGGACCGGACGGAGCGACUGGCGCGCGACAUCUUGGAAGAUCUGGGUGACCACGACAUUGUGGUGCUAUGCGUGCUGAAGGGAGGCCACCAGUUCUGCGCCGAUCUGGUGGAACGCAUUCAGGUGCUGAACCGCAACUCCAGCAGGUCUUUACUCAUGACUGUCGACUUCAUACGAGUCAAGAGCUACCUGAAUGAUCACUCGACGCCGGACCUCCAGAUGAUCGGCGCCGAGAGUCUGUCUGUACUCGCCGGGAAGAACGUCCUGAUUGUGGAGGCUAUAGUGGACACAGGCAAGACUCUGCAGACGCUGCUGACUCACGUCCGAGCCUUUAAACCCAAACUGAUCAAAGUGGCAGGGUUGUUGGUGAAGAGGGUCCCUAAUCAAGACGUCUGUCUCCCUGACUAUGUUGGGUUUGAGAUCCCUAACCACUUCGUAGUCGGCUACGCUUUAGACUAUAAUGAAUAUUUCAGAGAUCUUAAUCACAUCUGUGUGAUGAGUGAAGAUGGGAAACAGAAGUACAGACUCUGAUGCCUCUCGUCCAGUGGCUCAGACCUGUAUACGUGUGUAUGUGAGAGUGAGUGAGAGUGUGUGUGUGUGUGUGUGUGUGUGUGUGUGUGUGUGUGUCCUCAUUAAGUGUUUGCUAAACUCAUCCAUUACACAAUAAUUGUACAAAAUGAUAUUAAUUUCAUUUCACAUAAAAUCGUAACAUAAUGUUUUAUAGUGACGGGCUGAAGAUUACCGUAUUCUCUGGAGUAUUAGACCCCUCCCACUUUUCCCUGAGGCUAACUGCAGUGUAAAUUCUCAAUACUGCCCUGUAAUAACUGUAGUAGCAGUACUAUUGUAUUAUUAAUAAACUGAUGAUUUACAGUUAAAUUCUGCUGGAGGUGGAGAGGGAAAACCCCACUGAUCUUAUAAUCUAUAAAAUACGGUACACACUGUUUACAUGUUAACCUGUAUCAUACAUUUUACAUGCAGCUGAAUACGUCACAUGUAGCGUGUCCAUUUCAAGUUAAUAUAUGCUGAUUUUUGCGACUCUUAUUUGUCCACAUGUUCAUAUACUGUGAUAAAAAUUACAUAAAUCAA